Messenger RNA from Etheostoma spectabile (orangethroat darter), 756 nucleotides. Its product is annotated as leucine-rich repeat serine/threonine-protein kinase 1-like. Gene Ontology annotation, molecular function: protein binding. The transcript is spliced from 4 exons. The record is from RefSeq and is a predicted model, not a curated record. The annotation marks the transcript as partial. Lineage: Eukaryota; Metazoa; Chordata; Actinopteri; Perciformes; Percidae.
CCUAUUCCAGACUUCUCCCUCCCUACCGUCUCCAUCCUCCCACUCUCGCCAGCCUGUUAGCCUGGGUUAGUGAGGAGGCAGAUCAUCCAGGGGACACCGCUGGGUAGAAGCCACACAGCAGCUGAAGGCGAAACCAUGAAAAGAAAGCGCUCAGCUUUAGAUGCGAUAGAGGCAGGAGAAAAUGGAGGAUUUGCUGCUUUGUUAUGAGCAGGCCCUGGGGAGGAUAUGGAGCCAAGGCAUCGUUGGUUGAGGGUCCAGGUCCCGGCUCUGCACUGAUUCCUUCUCCUACUCUGGAGAACAUCCGGGCAGCCUAUAAAGAUGGAGAGGGGGAGGCUGCCAGGAAUUGAUCCAACAAGCCUGCUGUGUGGAGUGCAGCGCAGGGAUGCCCCACAUUGAUGGGUUACGUCUCCUGUGUGUGGCCACUCAACAUGGUGAUCUGCAGAGUGUGUGUUACCUCCUGAAAGAAGCCCAUAUCUCUGUGCCCCAGGAGCCGUCCAACAGCAACCCAGCCAUCCUGGCAGCAUACUAUGGCCAUGCCAGCUUGGUCAAAGAGCUGCUGGAUUCCAUACCUGGUCCAUGUUUAAGGGGAGACUUGCUGAACUGGAUGCUAGCCACAUCUUGCCAGCAGGGUCACCUGGACGUAGUCCGGCUCCUGGUCCAUGGCUAUGAUGUUGAUGCCAAGGACUGCGCCAUCCACAGCAAUGAGUUUGCUGUAAUCACCGGGUUGCCGCUAUACGCUGCUGCACAAGCAGGUAU